AUGACAUAUGACCCAGUAUCCACUGUUUAUUCUUAUCCGUAUGAGACUCCGCUACAGCCACCAGCCAUUCCUCAACCGUAUCCAUAUCCAACGUCGACAGCGGGACCAGCACAAACUGUUCGUGUGUAUCAUUAUGACGAACCUCCGAAAUACUCGUCGACGACUCCUAAGUCUAAUUAUCAAGUACCUCCACAAACGAUUUCUCACACACCGCCUCAAUUUUCUUCCAAAUCUUCAAAACAACCUCAUUUAAAAUCGGUUCAACAGAAGCCAGUACAGAGUCCAUCUUUUUCGAUAUAUGACAAUCAUGCUAACAGUGUGGUAAAUGACAAUUUUGACGAGCUCCCUACACUUCGUACGGCCUCUACACAGACGACAAAAUGCUAUCAAUCAAAACUUUUUCGAGUUGCACUGUUACUGACACUACUCGCUCUCAUUGUGAUAGCUGCGGUCGUACCACUUGUCAUCUUAGUAGUUAAAGCAAAUACAUCAACAACAACAGCAGCUCCUGCAUGCGCACGAACAUAUUCAGCAACAUUUUCAAGUAGCACCAGUAGUACAGCCAGUGAUUGUGCCACUUGGCAAGCAUUUACGGCUGGCUUAACUUGUUCAAGUUAUUCAACAAUGCGUAUCUACGGUACAAACAAUCCUACUGGCAUUACUAUUACCAGUGCGUCUGUUGUGACUGGUCUUGCGGCUGCUUUACGUGCAAACAGUACUUAUACGGGCGUCGCAGGCGGAUAUACGUGGGCCGUAGGAUCUUGUGGAAGUGGCCUGGAAAUAACUUCAACAGGAUCUGUAUGUGGUUGCUCAUCAGGUUAUACUAUAAGAGCAUGUAUAUACAAUGCCAACUGGGGUGGAAUCAACGGUGCAACUUGUAGUGCAACUGGACAAACUGUAUCACUUUAUUUUGCAUGA
Molecule: messenger RNA, 918 nt
Organism: Adineta ricciae
Lineage: Eukaryota; Metazoa; Rotifera; Eurotatoria; Adinetida; Adinetidae
Source: the annotation of a GenBank genome assembly